AGCCGAUCUGUUUUGGACAGAGUCAGUCGCUGUUGACGAAGAACGAAUUUUUCCCUUCUUUACACCAUUGAAGUUCUACUAUGUAGCGCAAAUAUUAUUGCUAAGUGGGUGUUUAAGCUUCAUGCAGGGCGCCCACCAAAUAAUGUGUCUACUAACGAUUUUUCGCUUCCACUGAUAAACAACAAAGUGUGCGCCUUCUCGCGUAGCCGAUGUGCGGAGUUCUUGCCUUCAUUGCUAAAUACUGGGAAAGCGAGUGUCUCGUCAACACCACGGAACAAAAGUUUAAACAUUCAUGGUAGUCCCUACACCAUUUUUUGUGCUACGUGGUCAUUUGAGCAGCGUCACCAGCCUGUCGUUCGUUUCCGAUGGCAUUUUGUAUUCAGGUGAUGCCAAUGGAUGGAUGAUUUGCUGGGAUUUGUCAGUGAUGCGACCAACCCAUAUUUGGCGAGCUCAUACGAAAAGCAUUCUCGGUGUCUAUGGGUGUUCUAGCGAAGUCGUUUGGACUCAUGGUCGGGACAUGCAGGUUGCUCGAUGGCAUUUAAAUCCUCCGACAGGGGGCUCACAUAUACCACUUUCAUUGUUGCAUGCCAUCCAACAAGAAAAAAAGAAUGAUCAGCAAUCCUCGUCUUCUUUGACGAUAGUUUCCUCUGUUCACAAGGGGUACUUCUUCCAAACCAAUAAUCUCACUUUUUGCUCAUUCGCUAUAUCACCUGCCGCCGGCUUACUUGUUGUGCCUAACACUGUAAAUGCAGAGCAAUUGGAUGUGUAUGCUUUGAACGAUACCUCUGACAGUGAUCGCAGGGACAAUUGCGGUAAACGGCUGCAGCACGCAUUGGAGCCGAAACCACAGAUUGAAAAGACAGGUGCUGUGAUGUCAGUGGCAUUGCAUGUUAAAUAUAAUAAAGUCGUGCUUGUUGCCGGCUACGAGAGUGGACAUGUCGUUCAGUACAUUGCUGAUGUCGAUGCUGCCCAGAAAGUGAAUGUUUAUUUCCAGCAAGUUUGGCAGGUGAUGUAUGCAGAGAAAGUUCACAAGGAACCAGUGUUGUCUGUUGUCUUUGGUAAUGACAAUGGUUAUUUAUACUCGUCAAGUGCUGACGAUUACAUCGUUCGACAUACCAUCUGUCUCAGCAAGGAAACGCACACAAACCCCGAGUCAAUGAAAACCGGACAUCCUGGUCAACAGUGUCUCCGCGUGCGAAGUGACGAUAAGAUACUCGUGUCUGCCGGCUGGGAUGGCCGUGGUCGCGUGUACGGAGCUAAAUCUCUAGCCAAGCUUGCGGUACUAAAAUAUCAUAGUGAAACUUGCAAUUGCGCGGCAAUUCAACCGGGCUCAAACCUUAUUGCUCUCGGCAGUAAAGACAGUCGAAUAUCACUUUGGCAAAUCUACUAGAACGAAUAUUGACGAAAAAAAAUGUUUCGCAAAAAACGCUACAACGCUUAUAAAGCCAUCUUAGUCACAUGCAAAUUUAUUAUGAAUUUUUUCCUGCGUUACUGCAGUGUGCUCUUUCAUUUCGCUUUCUAAUCUAGCAUGUCCCAACAAACGAUCUUCUAGUUUUAUAUGGCAUUCUGUGAUGUUUUUCCUUCACAAUUCCUUUUUUUAAUUUUUGGUACAGCUACAUUCGCAACGCGCCCAGUCCGCUACCACCGACCACCACACCAGCAAACACUUGAAGGAUACCUAAA
Messenger RNA from Schizosaccharomyces japonicus yFS275, 1683 nucleotides. RefSeq names its product astra associated protein 1 A. The coding region runs from base 293 to 1390 and encodes 365 amino acids. NCBI's taxonomy places the organism in Eukaryota, Fungi, Ascomycota, Schizosaccharomycetes, Schizosaccharomycetales, Schizosaccharomycetaceae. The transcript has a single exon. The record is from RefSeq and is a predicted model, not a curated record. Gene Ontology annotation, cellular component: TTT Hsp90 cochaperone complex; nucleus.